This is a messenger RNA of Lodderomyces margitis, 1377 nucleotides long. Its product is annotated as glycerophosphocholine acyltransferase. The transcript has a single exon. The record is from RefSeq and is a predicted model, not a curated record. Lineage: Eukaryota; Fungi; Ascomycota; Pichiomycetes; Serinales; Debaryomycetaceae. Gene Ontology annotation, biological process: phosphatidylcholine biosynthetic process. The coding region runs from base 1 to 1377 and encodes 458 amino acids.
AUGGCGAAGAAGGUAAACAGCGAACCAAUCAUGUCUAAAUUGGCUGAUGAGUCAAAUAGCAUUGAGUCGGCUAUUGUUGACGACAACGACAAUGACGACUUUUAUACCUCGUCAAAUGGAAGCACGUCUCUGUUUAGUGAGUCACCCCAAUUGAUGCGUAGCGACUCAUCGACUGCAAUCCCGUUUUUGGAUCUAUCUAAGCUAGUUUUUGCUAGAGACUUUGAUUUUGGGCUAGAUUUGAAUGGAGUCAGCAACUCAACAAAGAGGAGGAUAAAUAGCGUGAAGAAGAAGACGAAGGAGAAGUUUAACAUAUACAACAAGAAAGGCAAUAUCGAGUUGGACAAGUUGCAAGACAUUUUGAACCAAAGAUUGGCCAAGUUUGAUGAAAGAAUCCACAAGAACCUUACGAGUUCAUCGACUGAAAAGUUGUUUUACGCUGUCAGUGUAUUUAUUAUUGCCUGUGCUGGAUUCACAAUUGGUAAAUAUCCAGAAUACUUUCCCCAUUUUCACACUGCAAUCUUUGUUGUGUUGAUGCCAAUUAGAUUCUACACUUAUUUCAAGCAGUCGUUUCAGUACUACUUGGCUGACUUGUGCUAUUAUGUGAAUUUGUUAUUGAUGUUGUUCAUUUGGGCCUUUCCACAAUCACCAACAUUGUUUGUAUCGGUAUUUUCAUUGUCAUUGGGCACUUUGUCAUGGGCGGUAAUCACUUGGAGGAACUCAUUGGUGCUUCAUUCGGUGGAGAAAACCACCUCUUCUUUUAUCCAUAUUAUGCCUCCAGUCACGAUGUUUGUCAUGGUCCACGAACUAAGUCCGGAAUAUGUUCAAGAACGAUACCCUGGAAUCGCCGCCAUCGAUAGCUGGAACUUUAUCACCAGUCUUGUUGUUACGUCGGUAUAUUACACAAUUUGGCAAGUUUGUUACCACUACUUUAUCACAAUAAAACGCAAAGCGGAAAUCGAAAAGGGUAAGGUCACCUCUUUUUCAUAUUUGAAAAAGAAAAAUAGGUCAACGCCAUUGGGAAAGUUUGUCAAUGGUUUGCCCUACUUGUGGAUGCAAACUCUUGCGUUUACGUUGAUUCAAUUUGGAUACCAGCUACUCACGAUGUUGCCUUGCCCCAUUUGGUUCAGGUACAAGCAUGCGUGUGGUGCUUUUGUCACAUUUAUAUUUAUUUGGGCAAGCUACAAUGGAGCUACGUGGUACAUUGAUGUGUUUGGAAAGAGGCUAGAAAAGGAGGUUGAAAAGUUAAAGAGAGAAGUUGGAAAGUUACAGCAAGAAAACCAUCAGUUGCUGCUUUCGCCCUUGAACCAGCCCCAGGCCGGAGAAGAUGUCAAGCCUUAUGACUUGGAUGGUGAAUUAAAGGAGAAUUCAAUAAGCUGA